GUACUGCUCGACACCAUGGGACCGAGGUCACAGACGCGGGGAUUUUCCCAAAAUGGCGGCAAACUUGUUCGUGGGUUGGAAAAGUUGACGGGAGUUUUACGAACUGCAGAAGUAGCCAAAUAAGUUUUGAGUGGAUUAGUGUCGAGAGCUACAGUCCACUGAAGAUAACGGUGUGGUGGACAUAAGUUGGUUGUCGCGGAUAGACAUUUGCUACUAGUAUUAUUCUGUCAGCAAAAUGGCGAGUUGCUCCAGUCCGCCCAAAAAGAGACCCAAACUGUCGCUGAAGUUCAUGAGGAAAGAUCGACCCGCUGCAGCAGACGAUGAUGAUGUCGCUCAGACAAGUAGCAGCGGCAGAACUGGACACAACAGUGCCCCAAAUGGGCAAUCCAACUCGACAAGCAGUGCGGCGGCCGCAGACCUCCCCACCGCCCAGACCUCAAGCUCCAGGGACGGCCAGGCGGAGUUGGUCCGCUCCCCUCCCCCGCCGUUCGCCGGCCUGCAGAACCUGGGCAACACCUGCUACCUGAACAGCGUGCUGCAGGCCCUGCGCUUCUGUCCAGGGUUCUGUCAGGGGUUGUGUCGGCUGGCCAGUGUGUGGGAGAGGGUGUCGACGGAGCAGGGCAGAGUGAAGGAAGGGGGCGGGGACAAUGAUGACAGGCCAGGGGGCGGACAAGAGAUACAGUUUGUCUUGAACUUAAAGAAGCUGUAUGACAAGAUGUCAGCCAAGGAAGCCAGUUACCUCGCUAGUCCAUCAUCCGAUGCCUCUAUCUCCCUCUCUCCUGAUGAGGUCUUGGAGACAGUCCGGGAUCUGAACCCGAUGUUCCAAGGCUUCUUACAGCAUGACUCCCAGGAGCUGCUGUGCUGCCUCCUCAGCUACAUCCUAGACGCCUGUCAGAAUCUCAAGAAGCAGCUCGUCAAGUUGCGUCCUCCGUCCCCUCCAGCUUGUAUCAAAGAUGACGUUGUGGUGCCAACACGCGAGUCCUGUAAAGUGAGCGGACUUGAAAAGCGUUCGGCAUCCGACAAAGUGGCGAGAGGACCCGCCAAGACGGAAAGUCCAACAGGAACCUCGCAGGUGAAUGGCAGACUCGAUGUCAACUCCUCAGUGUGUGAUCAGAAAGACUCUACAGUGAGUGGAAACGGGGGCGGCGCGGCGGGUGUCAGGAACGGGAAGAAAACACCCCAACGGCGAUCUCGGACAACGAGCAGUGAUUCUGUCGUCGGUAAGACCGCAAAAAGUUCGUCUGAGGUUGGUAAAACGAACGGCGACCUGGUCAAUGGAUUCGUAGAUCAUCCGCCGGGUGACGGUUCUGAAGACGCCAAGGGGUGCAGCACGAAGCAGGACAUCUCGGUCAAGAAAAAGCGAUUGGGCAAAUUUCGCAUUUCUGCCAACCAGACGACUUUGUUAACGGCCUUCGCAGCCCACAAGAAAGAAACCAUACCCCCGAACGGGGUAAGGAAAGACCUUGAAAACGAAAUUAGCAAUGCACAGGUGAACGGAGACGAUACCGCAGUGAACGGUGUAAGUGAAUCUUGGGAACCUGUCGACCAGCAACAAGCAAACCAGUCCUGUGCAACAAAAUCAGAAACUGAAUCAAAGGCCAGUUGCGCCAAAGCAUCGGUGAACGGCAAGGGUUGCGUCACUCUCAAGCAGACAUUUUCAAAACUGUCAGUGGGUUCCGGAAGUGCGGAAAGCCCAUCUGUAUCUUCAGAAACCGGGAAGAAGGGUUCACCAGACUCGUGGGCCAGGACCAUGGAGGAAGAGUUGGAUCUGAUCCGGGGGCUGUUCCAGGGAUGCCUGCUGCUGAGAACAAGAUGCAAUGAGUGCGAGAGCUACUCGGAGAGAAGGGAGGAGUUUCAAGACAUCAGUCUGCCGGUGCGCAGUAUACCGAGGGGCACUGGGGAUGAGGAGGGUGCUGGCAUGCCAGAAGUUUCUCCAGCAGACCUGUCCCUGAGCUGGGCCAUCUCGGAGUUUGCCUGCGUGGAGAGACUGACGGACGACAACAAGUAUUUCUGUGAGCAUUGUCACCAUCACGCCGAGGCCGAGAGGAGCAUGCUGUUUGGAGAGCUGCCCCCGGUCCUGACCAUCCACCUCAAGAGAUUCAGUGCUUUCGCUGGCUUUUUGACAGCAGACAGCACCGUGUCAAAGGUCAACGACCACCUGGCCACUCCCCUCUCCCUCUGCCUGAGCCAGUGGUGUGCCAAGCAGUGCAAGCAGCUGCACUGCCGCUACGACCUCUGCGCGGUGGUCAUGCACAGCGGGGUGUCCAGCUCCAGCGGUCACUACAUCAGCUACGUCCAGAUACCGGACCGCGACCACGAAUCGCCGGAGCCAACAAACCUGCAGUCGCCGGGAGGGGCGGAGUCUCGCGAGCCCAGCUGGGGGAAGUUUGACGACGAGAAAGUCAGCGUGCUGUCGCAGCAGGAGUUGGCCUCCUCGGUCUUGCACCCCGUCUCCAGCUCGGGCAGUGCUGCGACACCCUAUCUGCUGUUCUACAGGCAGGUCCAGGGAUCUGACUUAAACUGAUACCUUGACUCCUACUGUUUACUGGCAUACUGAGUGAUUGGGAUGUUAUCUGGGUCACCAGACAUGUUGAAGAAAUUCUAUGCACAUGCCUUUUUUUUUUCAAUGUUGAAUAUUCAUUUCUCAGAGAAAAUGUAACUGUCAUAGGGUUCAGUUGUUAAUAAUUGGAAUGUGUUAAUGGUCCUUAAAGUGAACGCCCAUUAGUUGUUUGUGCCGUUACAUGGAAAGUAUGCAAAUCCCAAUUGUUUUAUCAUUUUUUUCUUCUUCAAAUUUCAUGCGCUGUGACCAAAUGAUUGUUUUUAACUGUUUUUUGUGUGUACUUCUCCCGCACAGAUACUAGUAGUGGGAAUAAGAUCCGGAUUUUUUUUAAAUUUUUUUGAAUCCCACUAUUCAAUUUGGAUUUAAAAUACUU
Molecule: messenger RNA, 2933 nt
Organism: Patiria miniata (bat star)
Lineage: Eukaryota; Metazoa; Echinodermata; Asteroidea; Valvatida; Asterinidae
Gene: usp1
Product: ubiquitin carboxyl-terminal hydrolase 1-like
Exons: 7
Coding region: 236-2524 (762 amino acids)
Biological process (GO): protein deubiquitination
Cellular component (GO): cytosol; nucleus
Molecular function (GO): cysteine-type endopeptidase activity; cysteine-type deubiquitinase activity
Source: RefSeq, a predicted model, not a curated record